AUGAGGCCUGAAAUCCCCCUUAAUCCCUAUCGCCAGCAAAUUACUGAUGUUGUCCUCCUCGGAAAGACAGGCGAAGAUAUCUCUACCGUGCUGUUUGAUGUUCAUGGACGUGAGGUCACCGGCCGCACGAUCAAUACUCGCCUCCAGGAAUGGGGGCGUAGCUGUCCUACUGGAACCCCUGACGCGCUGGCCAUCGAAUGA
Molecule: messenger RNA, 201 nt
Organism: Penicillium bovifimosum
Lineage: Eukaryota; Fungi; Ascomycota; Eurotiomycetes; Eurotiales; Aspergillaceae
Exons: 1
Coding region: 1-201 (66 amino acids)
Source: RefSeq, a predicted model, not a curated record